Messenger RNA from Menidia menidia (Atlantic silverside), 531 nucleotides. Lineage: Eukaryota; Metazoa; Chordata; Actinopteri; Atheriniformes; Atherinopsidae. The record is from the annotation of a GenBank genome assembly.
AGGCAGGUGUUUGACACCAGAGGAGGAGGGGUGAGUGCAGCUGCUAGAGGCAUGACUGCUGGACGUCUUUUGGCCGUGGUGGAUGCACAAGUUAUUCCUCUGCUGGACUUCACUGAAGCAGAGGAGAGCAAUGGAAAGAAGGAUGGAUCUCUUCAAAAUUUGGGUCUGAAGAUAUUCAAACGUGGUGUUCACUUUUGGGGACUUGCAGAGGAAAAGGGCGUGCAGGUUCCUGGUUUCAGGAACAUAUCCAGUCAGGAGGCCCUGCACUGCGAUGGUCUAUGGAGAGGUGCCACCAUCGAUGCCAUGUGUUGGAUAAGGAGGCGCCCAUUACUGGUACAGACAGAGAAGCAGGAACGAAGCCCGGGGAUAGAGCCAGAGAACAAGAGGGAACAUGUGGAAAGGAAAGACAAAAACAAGGACGUUAAGGUGGAGCUCGAUGAGGGCAGGUGGGAUCCAUGCUCUGGCAGCAGGGGAGGGGGGAAACAGGAGAGGGGAGAAUUAAUGAAAAAGGAGAACACCAGAAGGCACACU